CGUCGCGCUGUCUCUAGCGGAGGCUGCUCAGAGGCUGGGUAAGAGGGUGUUGGUGGCCCUCGGUUCCCGGGGUUCAUCGUCGGUGAUAUUGCAGCGCAGCCAUGGCAGAACCGCAGCCCGCGACCGGCCUCACUGACGAGGUCGCCCUCAGUUGCUGUUCCGACCCGGAUCCUAGUACCAAGGAUUUUCUGUUGCAACAGACCAUGCUGCGAAUUAAGGAUCCUAAGAAGUCAUUGGAUUUUUAUACUAGAGUCCUUGGAAUGACGCUAAUUCAAAAAUUAGAUUUUCCUACUAUGAAUUUUUCACUCUAUUUCUUGGCUUAUGAGGAUAAAAAUGACUUUCCUAAAGAUAAAAAUGAAAAAAUGGCAUGGGUAUUCUCCAGAAAAGCUACACUUGAACUGACACACAAUUGGGGUACUGAAAAUGAUGAGACUCAGAGUUACCACAAUGGCAAUUCAGACCCUCGGGGAUUUGGUCACAUUGGAAUUGCUGUUCCUGAUGUAUAUGGAGCUUGUAAAAGAUUUGAAGAGCUGGGAGUUAAAUUUGUAAAGAAACCUGAUGAUGGUAAAAUGAAAGGUCUGGCAUUUAUUCAAGAUCCUGAUGGUUACUGGAUUGAAAUUUUGAAUCCAAACAAAAUAGCAGCAACUAUUAGUUCAUGAGAAUGCUCCUUUUAAGAUGUCAGUGAAGAUGGCGAUACGGAAGGAAACAAAAAGACUCAAGAUAUCAGAUACCAGAAGCAUCUACAACUGAUGGAUCAUUGUUCCAGUUCAAAUUAUUCUUUAGUCUAUUUCACUUUCCUUUUUCAGCUGUGUUUUUCCACCUAAGUGAUCAUUCUAGUUUUAAAGUAGUGCUUUAUCUUAUGACCUUGAAUGUAGUUCUGUAACUUUACUUUUUAGGCAAUAAUUAUAACAAUUCCCUUUAGAGGCUGCAUUUGCUGCCUUCUGUCUCCUAAAUAUUACUUUUCUUCAGGUCUGCCUUUGAAUCAUCGUCUUUUGAAAAAGAAACAUUUAUCAUUUUUUUGUGGUGGUUAUCUUCUGGGGUUUCAGUUCCUCAGAAAUAACUUUUCACAAUGGAAAGUAAAGAACACUGAACAAAAAUGAAUCUUCAUGUGUACUUCAAACAGUAUAAAGUGUUUAUUUUACAAAAGAGAAGGUUCUCUUGAGAGCAAUUCAGAAUCAUGCUGACAGGGAUACUGAUAGAAAAACUAAUUUCUUUUUUAUUUAAAAUACUUUUAAGGAUCAAGGACUAACCUCAUUUAUUUGGGAUUGGGGAGGAGGGAGGGAAUAAUAUUUACUAGGUACCCAUGCCUCAGACUAAGCUAUAAUAUACUGUACAUCACUUAAUACUCUAGUAUUAAGGCUAGACAUGUUGUUUUAGUUAACAUUUUUGCUGCUAUGACUAAAAGACAUGACAACAAUUUUAGAGGAGGAAAAGUUUUAUUUGGUGCUCAUGGUUUCAGAGGUCUCAGUCCAUAGAUGACCAACUUCAUUGCCCUGGGCUCAAGGUGAGAUAGAACAUCAUGACCAAAAGGUGUGGAAGAUGAAAGCAGCUCGGUCCGCAAUCAGGAAGCAGAGAGAGCUCUGCUCACCAGCAACAAAAGACAAACCCCAAAGGAACAUCCCUUCCCUCUUCCAGCCACACCUUACCUGCCUACAGUUACCACCCAGUUAAUCCAUAUCAGUGAAUUAUUAAUACGCUGAUUAGUUAAGGCUCUACAGUCAUUUCACCUCUAAAUUUUCUUGCAUUGUCUCACACAUGAGCUUUUGGGGGACACCUCAUAUCUAAACCAUAACACAUGUAAAAUAUAAUGAAUUGAAGGCAAUAUGAAUAGGCUCAAGUACUCAAGAUCUCAUUAUUAUUUUUAUAUUUAGAUUAUGCCUCAAAAUUCCUUACCAUGCCUUCUGCACUAGUAUCUUAUUGUAAAACCUUCAGUGAGUUUGCACACUGUGCUCUUAAUUCUUGGGCCUGAGUACCACAAUGAAGGUGGAAGCUUAGAAGUCUAUAAGACAGGCUACCCUACACACAAUUACUCCUGCAUGGGUGAUACCCAACUCACAAGGAGUCUUCCCUAUCCCAUGGUCUUUAUGCUUCUAGUAAUCACAUUAUACUCACUGGUAGCAUAACUUAGUUAUCAGAAAUCAGCUCUGUAGUCUUCCCUCCUAUGAUUGAUGGUUUGCUAGAUUUCAAAAAAUCAUAGUGAUUUUGAAAAUGUCUUAUGGCCCAGAGAAUAAAAACAUCCAGUUUGUGGUUUAGAUUUUCUGUAGACUGUAGGGGAAGACCUUUGGAUAGGCCAUGCCAAUUAUUCUUGCACUGCUAGAAACACUUUAUAUUUCCUUUUUAGAUGAAAUGUAAUUUGUAUGAGCAAUUUAAACAAAUAGCUGAAAUAAAAUUUUAGAUAAGACCA
Molecule: messenger RNA, 2404 nt
Organism: Urocitellus parryii (Arctic ground squirrel)
Lineage: Eukaryota; Metazoa; Chordata; Mammalia; Rodentia; Sciuridae
Gene: Glo1
Product: glyoxalase I
Molecular function (GO): metal ion binding; lactoylglutathione lyase activity
Source: RefSeq, a predicted model, not a curated record